This is a messenger RNA of Vitrella brassicaformis, 4487 nucleotides long. The record is from the annotation of a GenBank genome assembly. NCBI's taxonomy places the organism in Eukaryota, Vitrellaceae.
GGCGUCAUGACUCAUUCAGCGGCAUGACAUUUAUGUCGACGCGUUUCAAGUGCCAAGAUCCAAGGCCUUGACCUGCUCUCUAUAGCUAUCUACCUAACUGUACCAUGUCGCACAGAAUCAGGCUGGGCUAAUUCGCCGCCCGACUAAAUCACCCUAGUACUCUGUCUGGUACACACAGAAAGACUUGAGUUGUCCGAUACCCACAAAUACAUACAGAGGGCAUAAAUACGGCGUUAUGCACGUCUACGCUGCGACAUGACAAAUACAGAAGGCACAACUGAGACAUGAGAUCCCCUACAGCCACAAAGAGAGCAUUCUCCCCUCCCCCGUCCCCCCUGUCCCUCCCCCCCGCCCCCCGAAUUCACUCACAAGUACACCUGCUGAGUGUCUGUGAUGGGCUGUCGGCAUCUCGGGCACAGGCGGUCGGCCGGGGGGCCGCUCAUCAACACGCCAGCACACCCACCACACAGACAGAUGUGGCGCUGCAUGCACACACGGAUACCAAACAGACAUGUAAUAAUGACGGCAGCACGGCGUGACACUGUUGUGCUUACACAUGGGACGAGUAGAGUGGACUUGUAGUCGGCCAUGCAGACGUCGCACUUCAAACCGUCGUCAGCUGCAGCCGGUGUGGUAUCACUGCUGGCCUGCUGGUGCUGCUGCUGCAGGUGGUGACUCGACUGGACAAGCCUGAGGAGAAUAAGAUGGCAUUCAUACACGAAGAGACAUGUGGAUGGAUGGAUGUCGGUCUCAUGUCGAUUGGCUCACUUCCACUGUGCUUCUUGCAGCUGCCGUAUCAGCGCGUCGUUCUCCUGAUCCUUUUGGCUCAGUUGUCGGCGGAGCUGACCCACCAGAUGCUCGGCAGCAGCAGCACUGUCCGUCCCAACUCCGCUCUCUCCCCCGCCACAGCGUCCUCUCUGUCCAUCCGCUGCCUGUGAGCUGCUGCCGGCCGAUACGGACGUCCGCUGUGCCAAUGCCGUGUUGGCGAGUGGGCGGACAAGCCCGGGGGGAGGGGGCUGCUGCGGUCGGGGAGGCAAUGGAGAGGAGCCGAUGGACGGCGGCAUAGCAGCCAUUGGGACGAGGGGCGGGGGGCCGCUGACACACAAACACGAUACACACACACGAUGAGUGAAUGUGUCUCUGUCUGUCUGUCUGUCUGUGCGUACCGGUGUGCGCGUGUUUGGGUGGGCAUGUUAGUAUCCAGUCCACGGCCGGCAGGGGGCCGCCGUGCAGCAGACGUGAAAGGCAGACCACUGAUACUGCACCAACACAACGGAUAGAGAGAAGACCACACACACACUGUGCACUUAGAGUGGGCAGCAAUGCGCAUAUGAAAUUCGGCUUACUUGAGCGGCUGUGUAUGGGUCACAGGUGCAUGCUGGCGUGUGGAUGCCGGCUCUUGUUGGUCUGGCUGGAGGUGUGAACGUGCCUUCUUGUUUUUCUUUCGGACGACGGUCACGAACUCUGCGUCGCUUUCCUCACGAUCGACAGACGAGGUGGCGGGGGCAGGGACGGCAGACGAAACAUCACACGACGGUGAAGGGGCAGCACUGCACACAGAGAGAGAGGGAGGGAGAGGGAGAGACGGUGUCAGUGAGGCAAUGAGGCCGUCUUCACUGUGGCUGUGUGUGGUUACGGUUGGGGGUCGGCAGAUGGAGUAGAGGGCGGCUGCUCGUCUGCGUCGGUCUCGACCGCACCAGUGGCCACACUAAGGAAUGACACACACAGAACACAAAUCAUCUCUGCACAUCUGAUGGCCACUCGCGAGUGUAUGGGUGAUCCCACCUGCUGUCGGGUGCCUCGUCGUCCUCAAUCGCUUCAAGCUCGAUGGACACUGGCCGCUGCUGCUGCUCGCGCUGUUGCUGCUGCUGGUGUCCACCGAUCUUGCCGCCUCUCUUGGCCUUCUUGGCCUUCUCCCUCGCCUCCUCAGCUAUCAGCUCCUCGGCCAUCUUGGCGGCCAUGGCGGCACCACUGUCCUUCUGCUGCUGCUGCGGUGGGGCGCUCGGCUUUUGCAUGUCCUUGUGGAUGUCCUGCACGAGUUUGCGGAUGUAGCGAAGGGCCGGUGUGGUCCGCACCAGCUGGAUGUCCGCACCGUGCCGCAGCAGUGUGCGGACCACCUGCUUGGCCUUGUCGAGCUUCUCUGGUUCCGCCUUGGCUUUCUGGCGACGACCGGUCAAACAACAGCCCGCAAGCUCAAGCACCGAGAUCAUGUUGCCCUCUGCUUUUGUGUUGUUGAUCUCCUCCUUCCCGAGCCGCUCGCACAGCCACUCCACCACACAAGGCGCACCCGCAAGGACGGCGGUGCCGAGGGGCGUGUUGCCGUAUGCAUCCCUGGCUGUGAGGGAGGCGCCGUGUUGGGCCAGCAGGUCGAGGUAGGCGCAUAUGAAGUCACGCGACAUGACGCUCUCCGCCGCUCCGGCAUUGUGGAUGGGGGUGCCCUGCCUCUCGCCCCCCGUCUCGCUUACAAGCGCCGGGUCGUGCUCGAGCAUACGACGGUACACAUUCAGCAGGUCGGUCUCGUACUGGGGGGACGGAGGGGACGGAAGACAUGGCCAAAAAGCCAGGUGCAGCCCGUGGGUCACCGCACCAGCCCUGAGCAGCACGUCGACGGCCGUGACGUUGGCACACAAGCGGGUCCGAUGCAGAGGCCGGCCUUUUUCAUCCGGCCGACCGUUGGGAUUGGCCCCGGCCGCUAUGAGUGCUUCGAGCACCGCCUGCUGCAGCUCAUGGGAUGGCCACGGAGGGAGGGUAACGUCCGUGAUCUCCUCACCCACGACAUCGUCAUCGUCAUCGUCAUCGAUACGCCCGUUGACCACGUCGUCGAUGACCAAGGACAGCAACCCCAUGGGCGUCAGACGGCACGACGACAGGUGCAGCUGAAGACCCAGGUCCGCGUCGGCCCCCUCUUGACACAGACGAGUGACGUCCUCAGCCGAUGUGAUGGUGCGGCAGACGGCUCGGGCCGCCAGCUCCAUGGUGGCAGCAUCGUCGCCACCCUCGCUGCGGACACCGACCUUGGAGCAGCCCUGGGGCUCGAGCAGCUCCCUCAGGCGGCGAGAAUGAGGGUCUUCCAGUGCAGGCUCCCACUCCUGGUCCCAUACGGUGUGACGGCGGGGCUCCUCGGACAUCUGACCGGCACGCGUCUGCAACAGAAAAACAAAAUGAGGGGAAAUGAAGGAACAAGAGACCUGUGCGAGGAUUUGAGGCUGACCUGAUGUCCAAAUGGUCAACAGAGAGCCACGACUACAUCUUGCCGCCGGCCCAACGGUUUUGUUCCUUCCAGGGUGUUUACAUUUGGCUGGAUGGUCUGGCCGUACAAGCAACUAAUGCCAAUGGAUGAACCGUCCAUCCACCCAACACUCUGUCUGUCUGUCGGUGUGUCUGUCUGCCACUCGGUCUGUCUGUCUGAGCGACCGGACGCGCUCUUACAUACAUGAAGGGGGAAAGUCCCUGUGCGAGACGUUUAUUCAGAGAAGCCCUUAUGGUCUGGUUGGGCGCAUGCACAUGUCUUCACAGGCAUGUCUACACAAAGACCUAGAUACGCAUCAUGAUUCGUGUCUCAAACUGCCUCAUCCAGGCAAAAGAAGUUACACAAUCUCGCACAAUCUCACACCCCACACUUGCACCGCCCUUAGCGGCGCCCUCCCCAGCGAUUCAUCAAUCUGCACAUGCAGUGCUCGCGCUGCAGUGCUGGAUUAGAGGAACGGCUGGGCAGCCCAGCGCAUAACCUCCUCCCUCGACCCGGCAAAAGCCACCUUUUCUUUGCAGUGCUCGCACAGGUAGUCUGGCUCGUCAACCAUGUCCAGCAGCGGGAUCCUGUCCUCCUUCUUGCGGCCCUCAUUCAGUCUCUCGAUGCCCUCAUUCUCCUCACGACGGCGAGCAUUCUCCGUCUUGGCCUCCUCGAGGUCUCGCUGCCACUUGAUCUUGCGGUCCUCAUAGCAGUGGGGGCACAGCCGGAGGUGCUUGCAGGGCAUGUACAUGACCGAAGCGACGCCAUGCUCGCCGAAGCAGAUGUCGCAAUCCUCAAGAUCUCCCUCAUGUAGUUGCUGCGCUGAUGGCUGUUGCUGCUGCUGCCGCCUGCCUGCUGCGGGGGCGCUACUGGAUGACGACGAGCUGGGCUGCUGCUGCUGGACACUCAUCUGGGCAAGCCUGAUGGACAACCACACGGCAGACAGAUUGAUGGAUGGGUGUCGCGACUGGCCCGUUUCGUCGAUAGGCUCACUUCCGCUGUGCUUCUUGCAGCUGCCGCAUCAGCGCCUCCUCCCGCUGCUUGGCCUGUCGGUCUCGGUCCUCCAUCUGUCGACAUAGCUCGUUCACCAGCUGCUCACUCCCAUCGCCAGCAUCGACAGACCUGCAACGCAACGCAACACAGCGCGCAUGCAUCAUCCGUUGUGUGUGGCCUGAACGGCAUCCCUUUAUGGCGCCCGCUCACCCAGCGGCAGAAGCAGCGACGCGCCGCCUGUCCAUCGGAGGGGCGGGUGGGAGAG